Manihot esculenta (cassava) is the source of this 980-nucleotide messenger RNA. Its product is annotated as xyloglucan endotransglucosylase/hydrolase protein 2. Gene Ontology annotation, molecular function: xyloglucan:xyloglucosyl transferase activity; hydrolase activity, hydrolyzing O-glycosyl compounds. The transcript has 4 exons. The record is from RefSeq and is a predicted model, not a curated record. Gene Ontology annotation, biological process: xyloglucan metabolic process; cell wall biogenesis. Bases 73 to 963 code for a protein of 296 amino acids. Lineage: Eukaryota; Viridiplantae; Streptophyta; Magnoliopsida; Malpighiales; Euphorbiaceae. Gene Ontology annotation, cellular component: apoplast; cell wall.
CUUCCUGUGGAAACUGGAAACCUCGAGGAAUUAACACACACAUGUAUAUAAACUCAUACGACAUUCCAACAAAUGCAAAACUCGUUCUUUAGAAUAUUAAUGGAGUUUUCUUUCCCAUUAUUACAAAGUUUGAUUCUUGCAGUUCUGAUGGUUGGUGGGGUUUUCGCAAAUUAUAAGAUUACUAGUUUUGAUGAAAAUUAUGAGGUUACUUGGGGUUUUGAUCAUGUCUUAUCUCUUAAUCAAGGAACCCAAAUUCAGCUCUCCAUGGAUACUUCUUCUGGGUCUGGAUUUGCGUCGAAGCUAAAUUUUGGUUCUGGAUUCUUUCAUCUGAGGAUGAAGCUACCUGGGAAUAAUUCUGCAGGAGUUGUAACUGCUUUCUAUCUGUCUUCACAUGGUAAUAAUCAUGAUGAGUUGGACUUUGAGUUCUUGGGUAACAACGAAGGAAAGCCAAUCACUUUACAGACCAAUGUGUUUGCAAACGGUAUGGGUAAUAGGGAGCAAAGAAUUUAUCUUUGGUUUGACCCUACUGCCGAUUUUCACAGUUACCAAGUUCUCUGGAACCAACAUCAGAUUGUAUUUUUUGUGGAUGAAAUUCCCAUAAGAGUGUUCAAGAACAAAACAAAUAUUGGAGUAAGCUACCCAUCAAGGCCAAUGCAAGUACAGGCAAGUUUGUGGGAUGGAGAUAGUUGGGCAACAGAUGGAGGCCAAACAAAGAUUAAUUGGAGCUAUGCUCCAUUUAAAGCUAAUUUCCAAGGUUUUGACAUUAGUGGUUGCUCAGUUCUUGACAUCUCAAACAUUCUACCUUGUUUUUCUCAAAAGUAUUGGUGGAAUUUGGACAAAUUUUGGAAACUCAACUCUUCACAACAGAAGGCUUAUGACAAUGUUAGAAACAAGCAUCUCACUUAUGAUUAUUGUCUUGAUAACCCUAGAUUUCCUAUUCCCCCACCAGAAUGUCCUCAAUAAGUUUGGGAAUAAUAUUG